Salvelinus sp. IW2-2015 is the source of this 906-nucleotide messenger RNA. Lineage: Eukaryota; Metazoa; Chordata; Actinopteri; Salmoniformes; Salmonidae. The record is from RefSeq and is a predicted model, not a curated record.
GAAAAUGAAAGUAAAAUUCUUCAAUUGAACAAUACAUUUAAGAGCAACGGGGAUUGGGCAUAUAAUCUGUCUAACACAAGAAUACACGAUCAUCUUGAUUGACAGAUGGACCGGUCCAGCCCGGCAGCAGUAAUUGGAAACAACAGUCUGGAGAACUGGAAAGUGAUUGGUGCAGGAGGGUUUGGACAAGUCCACAAAGCCAGACAUGUGAACUGGGGAUAUGAUGUGGCCAUCAAGUUGCUAAAAUGUGAUGAUGGCUCUAGCGCUUCCCUGCAUAAUGAGGCAGAAAUGAUGAGCAAGGGUGCAAGCCUCCAUGUGAUAARGAUUCUUGGAGUGUACAAGGAUUGUCCCCCCACUUGCGGCCCUUCCAUUCAGCUGGGUCUUGUGAUGGAGUUCAUGGAGAGGGGGACACUGGAAUCCCUCCUGGACACCCUCUCUCUCCAUCCACCUUGGCCCCACCCCCUUGCCUAUCGCUUGGCCCACCAGAUCGCUCUGGGGAUGAACUUCCUCCAUUGCCUCACCCCACCCCUUCUGCAUCAAGACCUAAAGCCCAAUAAUGUGCUGCUGGAUGACWGCCUUAAUGCCAAGCUUGCAGAUUUUGGCCUGGCCAAGGUGUCCCACAGUGUUAACAAGAUGAGCAAAGAGUUCCCUGUGAAGGCUGGGGGGACAUCUAGUUACAUGCCCCCUGAGGCUUUGGAAAAUGUGUCAUACAAACCCGUUCGUGCCUUUGACAUCUACAGCUAUGGUAUACUUCUGUGGUCCAUCAUCACUGGUCAGUCGAAGCCAUAUCCUAAUGUACAUGCCAGAGAUUCAGCAGGUUCUGUUUUCUCAUCAAAAAGACAGAGAGGACAAAGGCCUUCCCUGGAGGCAGUGGACAAAGGCAGGUUGAGGGCUGGGACCUGGUGA